GGCAGAAGCUAUCUACCACUUCAAUGUCUUCAUUGUCAAUUCUGAGGCAUCUUAGAGUUCUUAGAUCUCCUUGGGGACAGAAUCCAGCUGCAGGACUUCCGCGGAUUCCGAGGUGGCUUGGAUAUUACGAGAGGCCAGACAGGAACAGAGUCUGUCUGCACCAAUUUCCGGGGCAAGGAGAUCAUGUUCCAUGUCUCUACAAAGCUACCCUUCACAGAGGGAGAUGCCCAGCAGCUUCAGCGGAAGCGCCACAUUGGGAACGAUAUUGUGGCCAUUGUCUUCCAGGAUGAAAAUACUCCCUUUGUCCCUGACAUGAUUGCCUCCAAUUUCCUGCAUGCCUAUGUGGUAGUGCAGCUUCAUCACCAUGCCCUUGGGGAGACUCUCUACAAGGAGCGGACCCGCAGUGCUCUUCUCGAGAGUCUUUAUGAGGAGCUGCAGAUCCGGAGACGCAGUAUGAUGGGCUUGGCCUCUGGAGAUGAUGACAAGAUAGAGAAUGGGGGUGGUGGCUUCUUUGAGAAUUUCAAGGAGUUGAUGUGUUCCCUUGAAGGUCCCCAGAAGCAGGACACGCUGGCUCAGAGUGCGUGGUUGGACUAUAAUGUCUGUACACCCAGCAGUACCAGCUCACCAGUAACUCGGCUGCUCCCUUCCGGCAGCGGUGCAGGCUCCAUGGAGAAGGGGAAAGGUGGCAAAGUGGAUGCUCAGCGUUACAGCCCAGCCUCCAUUUUGUGCUGUGUGUGAUAUCAUCGCUGGAGGGGUGUCUCAGUGCAUGCUGGGUAACGCACAGCACUUCCCAAUCCCUUUUCCUUGGCCCUCUUGCCACACUGUGUGGGCCAUAUCUCGAGAAGAUGAAUAUGCUCUGUUCCCUACCCAGCACCAUUCUCUCACGGAGUCUCCUGCAUGCUUCUAACAGGCUCGGUAAACCUCCUGGCUAAAUUCUCCCCCAAAUCUCUGUUCCUUAUGAUGCCCUUCUGCCCUCCGUCUCUCUGUGUUGCUGUGGCUUGCUGCUUUUCUGAAUCUUCUCUCUGCUCACUGGCUAGUUUUGUGUGUGUCUGUCUUUGCUGCUUUCUGUCUCCUGUCAUUAAGGUUGGUUGCACCCUUUUGUCAGUUUCCCAGUGUGUUUAGGGAAGUGUAAGGUGUUGAGGUCAGGAGAGGGGCAGCCAAGGCUAGGGAGGCUUUCGAAUGGCACGCUGCAGCCUCUUUGAUCUGUAACUCAUUUUCCAGGCAGUGUACUCUUUGACCCCUGAAUACUACCUGAUCUGGCACAAUAUUGAUUUUUCAGUCUGACUUUGCAAGAGACAAGCAGAGCGUCUUGCAGCACAAUGGAUGUCAGGCUAUUGUGUGGGCUCCAUAGAUCAGGAGGAUACAGGAAGCCCAGCCCACUGGACCCUCAUCACUUAGGGUCCAUCACUUAGAGUCCAUCACUUACCUCAUCACUUAGCUGCUUGUGCCCUAACAGGCAGUGCUUUCUGCUUUGGAGGAUCAGCCCCAAUUGAACCCACAGUGUUGAUUCUGAAAUCCUUCCACCAUCUUUCUACCCACUGAAUAUCAAGCAAUUGAUUCAUAUGCCCACAUGCAGCUAACAGGCUGCUUGGCUCUGCAUGACAUUUGGUAAAAAGCAGCCACAGGGGCCGGUGUCCAGAAUAGGGCUGUGGCAUGUAGGGAGGGGGAUUUUACCUUUUAUCAUGAUCCCAAAUCCAAGUUGCAGGCUUCUGCAACUGCUAUUCAGUAAACAAACCACCAAGCAAACAAGAUGCUUAAAAUCAUGUCUAUUUUAGCCCUGGUGACCAAACUUGUCAUGUGAUGGCAUUGGUGCAUCCCUGCAAACAGUCCAAAUGACCUUGAGGCAGACUCAGGUUUCUUGUGGUCAAUAAAUGGUUAAUAGGGUCUGCAAGCUGCUCUAAUUGCAAACUGCAAACAGCACAAUAACUCUUGUUGACUGUGGAAUGCAGGCUGGGGCCUCUCUGAUAUCUCCAGAUAGCAGGGCGCUAGCUACAACACCUUCAAGGACACGUUUGGAAAAGGGAAUGAAAUAGUUUGGCUGUAUGGAGGGAGGAGGAGGGGAUGGAAUGCUCAAUUAUAGUUAGAGGAAUAUUGUCUAAUUGUAAUAAUUGUAAAAUGACGAUUAAGUGAUGCUAACCAAUGAGGACUGUAUCCACUGAAUGUAAUUGAAAUGGAUAUAAAAGCUGAAGUCACGAUGUAAUGGGCAUCUCAGGCUUUGGAAUCUAUCCCACUGAGAUCAAUUUUGCUAGCAAUAAAAAUCUGCUUUUUCUCAAUUGCUGGUGUCAAUCUCUCACUCAGAACCCGGGGGUGGGUGGGGGUUCUGCUACAACCUGAGUGUUUAUUGCUGACUUGUGUAUCAGCCCAGAGUGAGUGUGUAAAUUGGCCUCCCAGCUGCAUUCAUAGUAAGUGCCAUAAGUUGUUCUUCCUUACUUUCUACCCACAGUCUCCUCCUCUUCCAGUACCGAAGGGUGUUCCCUCCAAUGGGAUGAGCAUUCUGGGAAGCCUCUGAGCAAUGUCAUUUUCCUUGUAGAAAAAACCUUGUGGAAGGGGAUUAUUUCAGGCUGGCUAAAAAGCCCACACAGAUCUCUACAGCAACCACUUGCCCCACUUGUUACCCCUGCUAACUUGGCAAAGAGGCACCUUUUAACAUGGUGAUUCUCUUUAUUUAGCAGGGGGAGAAUAACCGACCCUAUCUACCCCCCAGCAGAGUACUUCCAGUGACUGUUGCUGCUGUCUCUCUUAUGUUUCUUUUUAGAUUGUGACCCCUUUGGGGACAGCGAUCCAUCUUAUUUAUUAUUUAUUCGUUAUUUCUCUCUGUAAGCCACCCUGAGCCAUUUUUGGAAGGGCGGUAUAGAAAUCAAAUCAAAUAAAUAAAUAAUGAAUCGGUUUUGGGGUUAAAAUAAUUUUAAAAAAUGAUUCAUUUAUAGCUUCCUCAGCUGGUCACCUGAGAUUUUUUUUACUCCCGCCACACACAUUGACAAGUCUGGAUUCUUUAUGGAGGCUGCUGGUAACUGACAGGUCACUUUCUGGCUUCUCCGCUGCAGUGUUGUCUGGUAUA
This is a messenger RNA of Hemicordylus capensis (graceful crag lizard), 3058 nucleotides long. RefSeq names its product rap1 GTPase-activating protein 1-like. Gene Ontology annotation, molecular function: DNA binding; GTPase activator activity. Gene Ontology annotation, cellular component: cytoplasm. The record is from RefSeq and is a predicted model, not a curated record. The coding region runs from base 184 to 738 and encodes 184 amino acids. Gene Ontology annotation, biological process: DNA transposition; DNA integration; activation of GTPase activity. NCBI's taxonomy places the organism in Eukaryota, Metazoa, Chordata, Lepidosauria, Squamata, Cordylidae. The transcript is spliced from 9 exons.